This is a messenger RNA of Linum trigynum, 1300 nucleotides long. NCBI's taxonomy places the organism in Eukaryota, Viridiplantae, Streptophyta, Magnoliopsida, Malpighiales, Linaceae. The record is from the annotation of a GenBank genome assembly.
CGCGGCAAGCAAAUCCAAUGGCGCUCGAGUAAGAGCGAAACUCAAACCAAAAGGAUCGCCACUCAGCCCUCAGCAAUUAUGAAAUUUCCACUUUCUCCCUCAUGAGAUGAGAGCCGACAUUGGACGCAUACCACUUCUCUUCUCUCCUCCAAUUAGCUAACAGAAGCUUUGAUUUCCAGGCGGUCACUAUGGCUAUGAGCGCACUGUUGCGACGGAACGCUAUGGUCGCUGUCGCGUCGGCGGCGCCAUCGUUCCACCGGCUAGCGAGGCUUGCUCUGCCCCGAUCCUACUCAACCUCCGGGGCACCCCAGCCUCAGCUCGACCCUGAGUACUGGGGUUACAGCGCCACCGGCAGCUACAGCGAGACUCGACGGGAUUCCGUUUGUCCGGUUCCGGUGGCUGAUACAGACAGCUCGGUUCAGCUGCGGGGAGUACAGUGGGCGUUCAUUGGAUGUCCGCUCGCCAAGAAGCGGGUGUACGCGCAGACCAUCUCAAGGCUUCUGCAAGUUCCUUACAUUUCAAUGGCGAUUCUCGUCAGCCAAGAGCUCAAUCCUCGCUCCUCUGUCUAUAGACAGAUUGCCAAUGCUGUGAAUCGUGGGGAAUGUGUUCCAGAGGACAUAAUUUUUGGACUGCUUUCUAAAAGGUUGGAAGAAGGAUACUACAGAGGUGAAACUGGUUUCGUUCUGGAUGGAAUUCCUCGCACCCGACUUCAAGCUGAAAUCCUUGAUGAACUUGUUGAAAUUGAUUUGGUUGUUAAUUUUAAAUGUUCUGAUGAGUACUUGGAAAAACAUCAAGAAGGGCCCUGGAAGGACAAGCUGAAAGAACACUUUGAACAGAGCAAGCCACUUGAAGCUUAUUACCAGAAGGAGAAAAGGCUUCUGGACUUCCAAGUGAGCACUGCUCCAAGGGAUACUUGGCAAGGACUGUUGGCUGCGCUACACCUAGAGGAACUAAAUGCUGUACACUCUUCCAACAAGAAGCUCAUUGCUCCCCCUUUUCUGCGGUAGAAUCUCUCCCCAUAAACCCAUCUUUCCGAUGGAGGCAGGCACCAAAAUGGUUUGUAAAUGCAAAGUAAUGUGUAUAGCAGCUAGUUAGCCACCGCAAACUCAAUUACGAGAUGGAAAUUUUGCUACUCAUCCACCUAUUCUACUAGCAACUACCAUAACCAGUUGUCAGUAUUCUCUUCACACUGUUAGUUACUCGACUGCAUUAUGCCCUGUGAUGUUGACAGAAACUACUACUGAAUGGCAAGUUUGCAAAAGUUCGUUCGUUCAGGGAAACUGCAGAAAGUUGGUUGAUU